UACAAUAUAUGAGUUGUCAAGCGGUUCACCUUCUGUUGUGCUAUUAGCAUAAAAUCAAAUCAAAAGUCGGGCUAGAUAUAAAGACCGAAUUUUAUGUGAUAUUCGUCACUUCACUGCAUCCAUCCGUGAAAUCAGCACUUCAAACAUGAAACUGAUCGUAGCUCUCUGCCUGGUCGCGGUGGCGGUGGCUGCCCCUCCCUCAAGGGUCAACUACUCCCCAGACAAUGUUCAGAUUGUCAAAUAUGACAACGACAACCUGGGACUCGGAGACUACAGAUUCGCAUAUGAAUUGACCGAUGGUACCGGCGCAGAGCAGCAGGCUGAGCUCAGGAACGCGGGCAAGGAAGACGAGUCCAUCGCAGUGAGGGGAUCCUUCACCUGGGUGGGACCUGACGGCGUGUUCUACCGUGUCACCUACACAGCUGACGACAACGGCUACAAGCCCGAGAUCGAACAAGGACCCGGAGGAGCUGUCCCACCCGCAGUCGUUGCCUCUCUCCUCGGUUAAUUUAUAAGACUUUGUUAUUUAAUUUAUUGUAUUACCAAAAAUAUACUAUACAUACAUUUAUAAUAAUAUUUACAAUUAAAAUACCUAUUACCUAAA
Molecule: messenger RNA, 604 nt
Organism: Spodoptera frugiperda (fall armyworm)
Lineage: Eukaryota; Metazoa; Arthropoda; Insecta; Lepidoptera; Noctuidae
Product: endocuticle structural glycoprotein SgAbd-5-like
Exons: 3
Coding region: 146-508 (120 amino acids)
Cellular component (GO): chitin-based extracellular matrix
Molecular function (GO): structural constituent of chitin-based larval cuticle
Source: RefSeq, a predicted model, not a curated record